AGCAGGAUCAGCUCUCAGCUGUCAGAGAGCUCCAGACUGCAACAGAGCAGCUAGGUUGUGAUCUGCUGCAUCAGCACCGCUCCAGACUUUAACAUCAGAAGGAUUUUUGUUUCUCCUUCAUGAGGAGGACGGAUCGGAGAGGAGUGAACUACAGCUGAGAGCCUGAGCUGUCCUUCUUCCUGCUCUUUGUUUUCAACCAGCAGAAUCUCUGGUAGCCAAAACAAGGCGGAUCAUCACAACAAGACGAGCUCAGCAACAUCCUGCAAUCCUAGAACAACAUCCUGGGACUUUCUAUCUGACUGCAUCGUGUUCCUGGAGGAUAGGGGCCCCCACCACAGCAAGUGUGCGUGACUGAGAAGGCUAAUGCCCGCGGUAGUGUGGUCAGAGGAGGAUGAGUCCGGCUGUGGAGGCUCAGGCCCAGGAGGCCAUGGAUGCAGAGCAGAAGCAGAAGCAGCUGCAGCAGCGGCAGUGCUACAUGGAGAAAGGGGUGAUGCUUGAGCCCUUUGUGCACCAGGUGGGGGGGCAUUCCUGCGUUCUGCGCUUUGGAGAGCAGACAAUCUGCAAGCCCCUCAUCCCCCGUGAGCACCAGUUCUAUAAAAGUCUUCCUGCUGCAAUGAGGAAAUUUACCCCCCAGUACAGAGGUGUGGUGUCCGUAAGCUUCGAGGAAGAUGACCAAGGGAAUCUUUGCCUCAUCGCCUACCCCCUUCACGGUGACCCAGCACCAGAUCUAGAAGACCACUCAGCAGACUGUGAUUCCAAGAGUAAGAUGAUCAAAUGGGGACAGAUGGUGACAUCAUCGUUGCACAUGGACAGUGAACAUUACAGCAAAGACGGCAGAAGUCGCCACAUCCGUAAAGAUAAGGAAAAUAGUGGCCACAAGCUGCAGGACGACAUGGAGCUAGAGCGGCGGCAGAAGGCUGAAGUGCUGCACUACAGACUGGAGCACAGUCACAGUAAAACCAGCCCACAGCUCAAACACAACCCCUGGAGCCUCAAGUGUCACCAGCAGCACCUGCAGCGCAUGAAGGAGAAUGCUAAGCACCGCAACCAAUACAAAUUCAUCUUAUUAGAGAACCUGACCUGGAGGCACUCGGUGCCGUGUGUGCUGGACCUGAAGAUGGGCACACGGCAGCACGGCGACGACGCUUCAGAGGAGAAGAAGGCCAUGCAGAUACGCAAGUGCCAGCAGAGUACGUCAGCAUUAAUAGGGGUCCGCCUCUGUGGCAUGCAGGUGUACCACUCUGACACCACUCAACUCAUGUUCAUGAACAAGUACCAUGGCCGCAAGCUGACCCUGCUCGGUUUCAAAGAGGCCUUGUUCCAGUUCUUCCACAGCGGGCGGCGCCUGCGACACGAGCUGCUGUCUCCGGUGCUGAGCAGACUCCGAGAGAUGCAAGCUGCCCUGGAAGCCUGCGAGUCGUACCGCUUUUAUUCCAGCUCCCUGCUCAUCAUCUACGAUGGAGCAUCACACAGAAAACACACACGCCGACGCACCCAAGACGGGCUCUCUGAAGAUGAAGAGGAGGAGGACGAUGAGGAGGAGGUGGAAACCGAACCUAACAUGGAUGAGGAGGAGGAUGAAGAGGAGGAAGUGGCAGGUGCACUUGGCUUUCCUCAUAGCCCCUCCACAUCCAGCGAUAGCUGCAACAGCAGUGGGAGCUCGGGUAUGGGCCAGUCGCGAUCGGACCCCUGCAGUUCUGCGGUGGACGUCAGAAUGAUUGACUUUGCUCACACCACCUGCAGACAUUACAGAGAGGACAGUGUGGUCCACGAGGGCCAGGACAGCGGAUACAUCUUUGGUCUCCAGAACCUGAUCACCAUCAUCUCUGAGCUGGAGAACCAGAGCGCAGACUGAGCGGACACAAAAGCACACAGACUCAAACACUGAAGCACUUAACUCUCAGAGCAUUGCAGGAACAGACGAGCAGACUGCAAACGGAACAGAUUUCUACUUGUGGCUUCAGCUGUUUUUUGAUGCCUCCCUGUUUCCACCAUCAGUGCUCUUCUCUGUUUUUGUUCAUGUCUGAAACAAACUUCACAAAACACAAAGCAGCCACCCGAGGGAACAGUGCAAAGAUUCAUCCAGCAUUCUGUUUAUGAACUAUGAAGGACAAGGGUAGGCCGCAAAUAAAAGCAAUUCAAGUUUGGGACAGAAGGUUUUUUUGUGUCAGAUUUCCAAAGAAAGUGUAGUUCUGCUCAUGGGAACAUUCUGGAAGAUCUUCUGCAGACUGAGACAGGGCUGUUAAAGGCAGGGACGCUCUUCACCAUGCCGUCAUUCGUCUGUUUGUCUCCUAAAUCCAUGUAAUUCUCAGAGAUAGAGUUAUUUAUUUCAUUUGUUUCAUAAAAUAAAAACGCUGAACGAGAGUAGUACAUUCCAUAUUAUUAUCAUGCCAGUAAACAUAUUAAUUAUAAUGGGUUUUUUGACAAGUUGGAUACCUAUCCUGUUUAUCUGUGUGGUCCACGAUUUGUGGAAGGGAAAUUAAAAUCUUUGUGGUAACAUCAA
Messenger RNA from Nothobranchius furzeri (turquoise killifish), 2503 nucleotides. Its product is annotated as inositol hexakisphosphate kinase 2. Gene Ontology annotation, biological process: phosphatidylinositol phosphate biosynthetic process; inositol phosphate biosynthetic process. The record is from RefSeq and is a predicted model, not a curated record. Gene Ontology annotation, cellular component: cytoplasm; nucleus. NCBI's taxonomy places the organism in Eukaryota, Metazoa, Chordata, Actinopteri, Cyprinodontiformes, Nothobranchiidae. Gene Ontology annotation, molecular function: inositol hexakisphosphate kinase activity.